This is a messenger RNA of Arabidopsis lyrata subsp. lyrata, 785 nucleotides long. RefSeq lists its product as uncharacterized. NCBI's taxonomy places the organism in Eukaryota, Viridiplantae, Streptophyta, Magnoliopsida, Brassicales, Brassicaceae. Bases 200 to 634 code for a protein of 144 amino acids. The transcript has 4 exons. The record is from RefSeq and is a predicted model, not a curated record.
AAGACAUCAAUGGCGUUUACUGUUUUCCGAUUACACGACGUCGUUUUAAUGUAUUUGAGAUUUUUCUCUUUUUUUUUAAUUGGCAGCUUUUUUAAAGCCACCCGAUGGUUUUUGUGGUUGGCGCGAACCCGACCCGUAAAACGUCGACGUGGCCCGAAUUUUUUACAUUUUCAUCGGAGAAUUUGAUUUCUGAGUCACAAUGGCGACAAUGGAGACUUCUGCUUCUUCUUCACUGUGUCGAGUUCCGUCUCUGUGGACCGUUGGAACAAGACCACGUCAGAUAAAAUCUACCGCUAGUUUUGUUUCUCCGGGAAGAAGAAGAAGAAGCCACGGCCUGUUGAUGAUAAGUAAUCGACGGCUGAGAACAACACCAUCGGCUCUAAGUGAACUGGCUGACACGGUGGCGGAGACAGGAAAAUCAGAGAUUACGUGGCAGAUUAUAGUUGGAACUAUUGCUGGAAUCAUACCAUUCGUUGUUGCAGGUGUUGAAUUCAGCAAAAGAAUAAUUGCACAGAAGAGAUGUGAAGAAUGUGGAGGAACAGGACUUGUUUUUAGAGACAACAAAUAUUUUCGUUGUCCUGAGUGUGGUGGGUUUCUUCCAUGGCAGUCAUGGAGGAGAUUCUUUACAGGCUGAUGUUGAUGAUCUCUGCAAAUAAGAUUUUCUUGAAUACAUUUAAAGAUUUGUGUAUUUUUUUACAAAACAUUUUCGAAUUCAAAAAAACAAACAAAUAUGUUGAAAAAUUAAGACCAGUACCUAUAUCUAUCUUAGUGUUUGUGUCAUGAUA